GUCACACAAGGCUAGGGGUACCUUGCAACAAUCGUCCUCUUCCUCAAUGUCUCCCCUGCGAGGCUGCUUUUCCUCCCCGGUCCAGCUGCGCCCCCCGCUCAUCCCCAGGCCAUCCUUGCUUGGUGUCUUGCUGCUUGAGCUGCUUGUGCUGCUGCUGGAGGAGGAGGAGCAGCAGCUAUCCGGGAGCCCAGGGACUCACAGCUCCCCGUCUUCCUCCAGCACCCUGCUAGCCGACGAUCAUGAAAGCGGAGAAGGAGGACCUGUCAAUGAUCAACCUGUCUGUACAGCAAGUCCUGAGCCUAUGGGCGCACGGGACAGUGCUGAGGAGCCUGACCGAGAUGUGGUAUUGGGUUUUCCUAUGGGCCCUUUUCUCCUCCCUCUUUGUCCAUGGAGCAGCAGGAGUUCUUAUGUUUGUAAUGCUACAGAGGCACAAGCAAGGGAGACUAAUAUCUGUGGUCCUGGUCAGCAUUGGGUUCCUGGCUUCUGUCACCGGAGCGAUGAUAACUAGUGCAGCCGUUGCAGGGAUUUACCAAGUAGCAGGAAAAAACAUGGCUCCAUUGGAAGCGUUGGUCUUUGGAAUUGGACAAACAGUACUAACAGUGAUCAUUUCCUUUUCACGUGUCCUUGCCACACUAUGACACAUGAAGUAUUGUAUCAUAAUGGAGCCUAAUUAUUCCAAGAGA
Molecule: messenger RNA, 683 nt
Organism: Nanorana parkeri
Lineage: Eukaryota; Metazoa; Chordata; Amphibia; Anura; Dicroglossidae
Gene: TMEM170B
Product: transmembrane protein 170B
Exons: 3
Coding region: 240-638 (132 amino acids)
Biological process (GO): negative regulation of canonical Wnt signaling pathway
Cellular component (GO): plasma membrane
Source: RefSeq, a predicted model, not a curated record